Molecule: messenger RNA, 423 nt
Organism: Entrophospora candida
Lineage: Eukaryota; Fungi; Glomeromycota; Glomeromycetes; Entrophosporales; Entrophosporaceae
Source: the annotation of a GenBank genome assembly
AUGAAUAGACGAAAAAAUAAAAAGAUUGAGUCAAGUCGUCUUGCUUUAAUGGAAUUUUACCUGGAGAUUAAGAUUGCUGAUAACUGGUUCCCCCCGGAGCAAGAGACAUUUACCGAAUUUGUAGGGGGAAAAAGUCAAUUAGUUCUUAUAUCAUCUUUAGACGAACGAAUUUGGGAUAUCUUGGAUGACGGGAUAAAAAAAGAAUUUCAACGGAUCUGUUCGUCUGUUGACGAAUUAUUUAAAAAUAAGAGGAAAAACCAACCUCUACAAAUUAAUUUCUAUCAAGCGCCAUCUUCACCAUCAUCGUCGGAACAAAGUACCAACAACAACAACGAAGAAAGCGUAAAUACCGAAGAUGCGCUUACAGAAAUUGAAAAAACAGUGUUCAACGAACUGUUUAUCGACCAAACAUUAACUUAUUAA